This is a messenger RNA of Octopus sinensis (East Asian common octopus), 2801 nucleotides long. RefSeq lists its product as uncharacterized. Bases 337 to 2220 code for a protein of 627 amino acids. The record is from RefSeq and is a predicted model, not a curated record. Gene Ontology annotation, biological process: regulation of cyclin-dependent protein serine/threonine kinase activity. Gene Ontology annotation, molecular function: cyclin-dependent protein serine/threonine kinase regulator activity; protein kinase binding. Lineage: Eukaryota; Metazoa; Mollusca; Cephalopoda; Octopoda; Octopodidae. Gene Ontology annotation, cellular component: cyclin-dependent protein kinase holoenzyme complex; nucleus. The transcript is spliced from 8 exons.
AACUGCAACAAAACUACGAAGAGUGGAGCUUGUGUUGAGGAGUGAGUGAGAGAGAGAGGCCGCCUGCGUGAGUGAUUGUUCAAAUUGCUACAUUCCUGACAGCAAUUAUAUAGUUUGGCGGUUCAACUCUUUAACCGCUUAACUUAAUUCUUAGUCACCCUGCCAAGGAAAGCAAGCCAUCAUCCUUUCCACUCACAUAUUCUCUUUUGUGGAUGGGUGUCUUCCGUUACCAAGAGGACAUAUUUUAGUGCCAUUUGGGGUUCUUUUGCGAAGAAUAUUUCUACAUCUGUUUAAAUCAAGACUAAAUUACAUCCUGUCUCGGAGAUUGCAGUGACGAUGUUUUCAUCAUCGCCGCCCGAAGAAAGCACCAUGCGUCGUUCACCUCAUAAUUACUUGGAUUGUGAACGUUCUGCUGAACAUAUUGAACUCACGGAGCAACUUUGUAAAACCCUCUAUUAUGGUAACGGCGCUUCAACAGAUUACCCCUCAUUACCCCUCACAGAAAUUGCUGUCAAAUUCUUUCAAGAUGCUGCUCCACGUUCUCUUGGGAAAGUGGAUAUGUUUCUGGCUUCUUCAAUGACAAAACGUGCUCCUAUGCCACCAUGCUCUGUGAUGCUUGGUAUGCUCUAUGUGAAACGACUCAAAGAGAGAAACCCCGAAUAUUUGAUGCAAAUUUCCUCCGCUGAACUAUUUUUGAUUUCGAUGAUGAUGGCUUCCAAAUACUUGUAUGAUGAAGGACUUAAUGAAGAAGUUUUUAACGAAGAAUGGGCAGUUCUUGGCAUGAUGGAAACUGCUGAAAUGAACCAACUGGAACAACAUUUUCUAGCUGCUAUUGAUUGGAGACUAAUGGUGAAGAAAGAAGAGUUCAAUUUACUAUUGUAUUCAGUCGAGAAAAAGAUUGCCUUUCAUGAGGGCUUAAGGCGUGGCUGGUUGUCUUAUACUGACAUCUGGACCCUGGCACAAGGAACUUGUUACAGUGACUUGUGUAAACGCACUGGUCAAGAACUUUUGGAGAUCUUUGCUGCGAGUUCUGUGGCUUAUGUUGCUGGUGUGUUGACCCUUCUGGCAUCUUCCCUGUUAACAGUGUCAUUGACAACUAGGUUGACUGCUUUGAUUAGCCAUCCUGCAGCUUCCUCUUUGCUUCCUAAUCAUCACCUGUUGUUGCCUGAAUAUUGCCCCACUAAUCUAUAUGAGAUAGAUGAGGUAAUAUUUGAUCCAACACUUAACAUGGAGAGUCUGUAUGGCAUUGAAGAUUCUUUAGUUUGGAAAUCUUUGAUUUCCUAUGGUAACUUUCCAAAACAGAUAUCACUUAAAUGCAAGGCAGAAAAUGUUUGUCAGUUAAUCGGUGCCAGUGACCAGAGCAGUUGUAUUAGUGCAGCUACAUCCCCCCAGGUAUCUUUGAAUCAGGAAAAUGAAUCUGAAAUUUGGACUCUGCAAAAACUGUUGGAAAUGACUCAGGCUAGUGCUGUUAUGAACAACAUCCAGCAAAGAAAGAGUGGUGAGUCACAAGAUAGAAUAUUGCCUGAAGAUAACAUUCCUUCUGAACAACCACAAGAAACAACUUUGACUGCUGCUGAUGAUGGUCAUUUGUCAAGAUUAGUGCCACAUGUGUCUAUUAGUACUGCAUUACUGAAUCUUGCUGCUUUGUUUUCACUGAAAUCACCAACACCACAUGAAUUUGACAAGGAAGUUGGUCACUGCAAACACUGUCGAAGCCAUCACCAUUCAGUAUCUUCUCCAAAAGUUAAUGCAUCCUUUCCACGAUGCCAAAAAGAAGCUGCUCAAUCGAUGAAAUGCUCUUGGUCUCAAAUUCGAAGCUGCUUAAGAUCUCGAAAGUCUCCUGAAAACGAAAGUCCUUUAAACUCUGAUUCUGAAAAUUCUUCCUUACUCACUGCUUUUGCUUCACUACCAACUUCUUGUCCCUUGACUGUUUCACCAUCUCUGUUACCAAAUUACCAGCUGAAUAACCCUGUCUUAGACAUCCCAAAUUCUUCUCAAUCUUUUGCAAGGUUAACACGCGAUGAAAGUUUCUCCAAUUGUUCUGAUACUGAUGGAGGGACACACAAUCGAAAUCAUGUCUAUGAAAAACAGAAGGAAAGCCCUUUGGCUUUCAAGGUUCCAAACUUCUCUCGUUCCUCUAUCCGGUCAUGUUCCAAUCUGGUGUCCUCAUCCCAUCUACGUCCACCUGGGAUCACUAAUUUAAUUAUUCAUUCCUGCUAGAUUAAAAUAGGAUAACUCUUGUGUCACCUUUAGCUAAACCCAACUAUUGGCUAUUUUAUAAUUUUCUAAUUAUUUUAUAAAACUCCUCCCUAUAUGUCACCCUGUUGAUCCUUCCCAGAAUUAUAAAUCUUCAGAUUGUCUAAGUGCCUUCUGAGAUUUUGAAUCCCAUACAAAAAGCAGAAAGGGAAAAAUAGCAUUACACUUGCUAUCUUUUUUUUAAAAGUGUGUUAAUGUUUUUCCUUGAUUUAAGAAUAUAGUAAUUAUAAGCAGAAAUAGAUAAGGGUGAGUUAGAUGCAUUUUUGUUAAACCUUACUCUUUUUUUUUUCCAUAUUCAAUAUUAUGUUUGUAUAUUUGUCAUCAUUUUAUUGGUUUGGUUUAAAAAAAAAUGGAGAAUAUUUAAGUUCUGUUUAUAUAUUCUGUUUGGCUUUUUGAAAUUCAUAACUGAAUUUCUGGGUUUGCUUUUUAUUUUUUAGAAAUCUGAUGACUUCAUAAAAUAUGAUUUACGACAGUUCUAUGUGUUAGGUAUGACCUUUAGUUGAUAGUGACAAAUACACAUACACCAAAACACAUACAUGCAUAUA